AUGUCCACAAUAAAGAAAACCUUACCUCGGUAAAAAUAAUAAAAAUGUGAAUUAUGUAACAAAAAUUUUUCUCUGUAAUUUCAUCAAUCUAAUUUAAGAUUACUGCAAUAACAUUUAUGUAAGAGAUGUUAACGAGCUGUUUGUUAUGAUUGUGGAAAAUUCAAAGGAUUAGUAUAAUUAUUUUUAUUUUGAGGUCAUUGAUUAUGAUCUUAAAUAAUAACAUAGAGUUUGUACCAUUUGUAAAGAAGAGUAAAACUACAUUUAAGAGUUGAUAUAAAAAGAGUAGUUAUCCUUUAAUUAAAACUCUUAUAUAACUAAAACUUGGUUGCAUUAUUUCUCAAUAGAUAAGUAUAUAAUGAGAUUAUUUAGAGCAAAAUAAUAAGUCAUAAAUGAUGAUUAUUAUGUUAGUUUAUUAGACAGCAAAAAAAUUUUACAAUAGAAAACUUCUGAGAAUCUUAAUCUAAUUUAAGCCUAUGUAAACCAAGUAUAAGACUCCUCAUUAAAUUAAGAUUCGUUCUUAAUAUAAUUAUUCGAUGUUAGAAUUCGAUUAUUAUUUGACUAAAGAUCUAUAAGACACUACUGUAUCUAUCUAUAUAUCUUCAGUUUUAUAAUGUUUAAUGUAUUAAAACCCCAGUAUUAAAUGCGACUAUGUAUUUUAUCCUAUAAAUAAAUUUUAGAAUUUAGUUUUGAUAACUUAUUUUUUGUUAUAUUUUCAUUCUUAACCUUUAGUUCACUUGUUUAUUAAUAUUUUAAGAGAUGAAUUUUCUUUGAAUAGAUUUUUAGGCAGUAAUGAAAAACUUUAAGAAACAGAAAUAGAUUUUUUAUAAGAAGUAGGAAAAAAGAAUUAUUUGAUUGAACCAACUGAUUUAUUGUAUUACAGAAAAUAUUUAGAAAAAUAUGCCUACAACAUGAUAUCUACUAUUUUUAUCAAUCAUUUAAAUGUAACAAAAUUAAUAUCAUAAGAUUCAAUGCAUAAUUUUCAUUUUUGAUCAUGUUUUGAAAUUUAAAGAUUAUUUUGAAUUAGAAAAAAUAACAUCAUUAUUAGGAGCUUUACAUUUAAAUGAUUUCAAGUUGAAGGGAUUAGAUGAUGUAUUUUUUAUGAAUUAAAUAAUAAAAAAUACGUAAAUUCAGGUUCUUAGAGAUUAUCUAAGUAAGGAAGAUAGAAUUAGAUAAAAGUAGUAAAGAGAAACCUACUCCAAAAGUGAAGAUAUAAUUUAUUCUAAUCUUUAAAAAAUUGAUUCUUAAAAUGAAACUUAAUAAAUACUAUAUCUAUUAGAUAAUUGUGUAUUAAAAUAACAACCCUUGAAUACAUACCAUAAGUAAAUAAUAUCAUCCUUAAAUUUAAAAUAAUAAUAAAUUAUUUAAGAUCUUAUUUAAUUGAAAGAAUAAAAAGUUAAAAACUAAGACAAUAGUUCUCUUGAUAAUCACACAGAAUCUUUAGCUUAAAAUAAGCUUAAAUUAUAAGAUGAAGUAAAAGUUACAAUCGAAGAUUCUAUUUGA
This is a messenger RNA of Paramecium sonneborni, 1500 nucleotides long. NCBI's taxonomy places the organism in Eukaryota, Ciliophora, Oligohymenophorea, Peniculida, Parameciidae. The record is from the annotation of a GenBank genome assembly.